Molecule: messenger RNA, 1225 nt
Organism: Dothidotthia symphoricarpi CBS 119687
Lineage: Eukaryota; Fungi; Ascomycota; Dothideomycetes; Pleosporales; Dothidotthiaceae
Exons: 2
Coding region: 104-1225 (373 amino acids)
Source: RefSeq, a predicted model, not a curated record
UGGAGCACAAACGACACAUGGCAAAGCGAAAACCCUGGACCGACAUGAGAUGGGCAUUUGAAGCAAAGCACUCUACUGGCGUCCAAACCAAUCCCGCAACACCAUGACGCAGCCUCCAUCGCCCGAGGGGUCCCCGACCAACGCCCGGCCAUACCUCAUUUUCUGGUCGUACAUGGGAACCUGCCUCCUGCUCUGCAUCUUCAUUAUCGCCAGACUCGCGCAGAACGCCACCGCGCUUCGGAAAUCCAAAACUGCACUGCUCCCGCCGGCUCAACAUGUGCGGCUGUUCGCGGCGCUGGCGGCGGGUAGCUUGCUCACUACCUGGGGCUUCAUGAUACGCUACUUCCAGUCCUCGUACCAAGACUGGUUCAUGUCACGUUCGCACUUCGAUCUGGAUCCGCAGCAGAAGCAUUGGGGGUUGUGGCUGCGAGAGACGUCGUUGUUCCGCGAGGCGUGGGAGACGGUCAUCGUUGGGGAGACGCGGUACUGGUGGUCACACCAGAUAUUUUUCUUCGCAUUAGGACUUGGGCUGUAUCUGGAGCAGAAAGGUGUUCGUCGCGGCAUUACAUACACGUGGGCGUUCAUGCUUCUGGGGCAGAUUGUGGCUAUCAGCGUCGCGACGAACCUCUUCCUGCUCACGGUCCUCCUAUCUCCCCCUCUUCCCCCAGCAAGUCCAUCAACUACCACGACCCGUAGUCCAAAAUGGCUGAGCUCAUGGCUCAUCACCCUCCUCUCCAUCAUCGCAACAGUAAUCCCAGCCUGGCUCCUCACCGACGCACACUAUUGGCACAGCCCCUCCUUCAUGCCCGUCCUGCUGACCCCACACGCCGCUCUAAUGAUCUUACCCCUCGCUCGCAUCUUCUUCCCUACACGAAGCCUCUCUGGCGGGAACACGGAGUUUCUCGACAAAGCGUACAAUCGCAUGUGGCAGUUGGUCCUUGGCACCGGCGCCCUCAUGUUAGUCAAAACUACCGCGAAUGCUUACGCCGUUGCUGGCUUCCAGGGGAUCUGGACUACGUUGCUGGGCCACCCGGCUGUGAGCAGCGUUGGCUUCGAUGUUAUUUUCUGCUGGGUGUCGUGGGUUUGCUGGUGGAUGCUGCGUGGGGGCGAGAGUACUGGGGAGCGCACGAUGGACUCGGUGGGCAAGCUAAGCAGGGGAUUGGACGAGGGGGUAAGCACUGCUGUGAGUGAGGGAAGCGUUGAUGCUGGAACACGUCGUCGUUGA